Rhincodon typus (whale shark) is the source of this 3951-nucleotide messenger RNA. RefSeq names its product leucine rich repeat containing 29 (gene fbxl9). Gene Ontology annotation, biological process: SCF-dependent proteasomal ubiquitin-dependent protein catabolic process. Bases 776 to 2638 code for a protein of 620 amino acids. Gene Ontology annotation, molecular function: protein binding. The record is from RefSeq and is a predicted model, not a curated record. Gene Ontology annotation, cellular component: SCF ubiquitin ligase complex. NCBI's taxonomy places the organism in Eukaryota, Metazoa, Chordata, Chondrichthyes, Orectolobiformes, Rhincodontidae. The transcript has 8 exons.
UGUUGUAGUAAUUAGUAAUGGUCAGGAGGAAUGGAGAAAUAGGCGAGAGUGAAAUAGAUAUAGAUAGGGAGUGAGUCAGGGCCAGGGUGGUAUUGAAACAGAGUGAGAGGGAAGGUCAAGGAUGUUGUGACUGUCAAGAGUCAGGGCACAGAAUGGUCAAUGUCUCCCUUCUAAAUGGCAGAAAGUCAAGAUGCUCAUUGAGAGAGAGGAAAACGUCCAUUUUGAAGCUGCAGCUUUGAUAGGCUGAGGGAAGAGGAGAAUAACAAAACAAUCAGGAAGAGGGGAACAGGUUGAUGAGAAGGGAUAAAAUGAAAGCGAAUGAAGCAAUGAAGAUAAUUACCUGGCCAAAAACAAGUUACUGCCACUACAACACACAGUUACUGGAUGCUGGGGUGUGCUGUGAACAUAGGGGUACAAAUUACACAAGGAGUACAAAGUAGUUGUAAUGCAAGAGGCCCAUUGCAUGGUUGGAAAUUGGAGAGGGUUAAACCUCACCCAGAUUUACAGAGAAGAAUAUGUGACUGAUUGAAGUUUAUGCAGAUUGUGAGGAGAUCAAGAUAACGGAGAAGGACGUACCCAUCGUUGUUGUCAGUAGAAUAGAGAAUGUACUGAGACCAAUACAUAAGCAAAUCUUGCAAGACAGGAGGAGUCAUUCAGAAGCUACCCAGGCCAGGGUUAGAACUAUUGGGCUGUUCAACUGGAGACUGGCUGUAUUUUAUACAAAGGAAGGUCUACACUGAACUUAGAACCAAAUGCUGUGAGAUUGUACAAUCAAAUGGAGAAAGAAGUGCCGAAUUUACCUGUGGAGGUGAUCUCCUACAUCCUGCACUUUCUAUCUAUGUCUGACAGGAAGGAAGCAUCUUUGGUGAGCAAAGCUUGGUACACUGCCUCUCUGGACCAAAAUCUCCAGAAAAACGUUUUCUAUCGUCUCCAAGGAACGUACGAUUCUCUCGAGUUUGUCAGACACUUGCGGUGGAGACAGAGUCUCUGUGUGGCUCUGAGCAACCUCGAUGGCUCGCCUACCUCACGCAUGGUCAUCCAGAACAUAGCUCUCCACCUGGCCCCCCACCUGAAGAGCCUCUUGCUGCGGGAUAGCAACAUCACCGAGAGCUCCUUCAUGGAUUUGGUCCCGUCCUGCCGCAGCCUGUGGGGGCUUGAUAUCAGCUGCUGCAACUGCCUUUUCAAGCCUGGCACCUUGAUGGCAGACGAAGAGAGCAAAGCUAGAACGGCGGAAGCCUUGGUCGAUCUCCGGGAGCUGAAUCUCUCCAACCUGCGGUACCUCUCCGACAUGACCUUCAAUCGACUUACUGACUGCAUGCCCAAACUCAGAAAGCUAGCUCUGGCUGGCUGCCCCAUCGUCUUUGAGUUGGAUCCCUACCGAGGAGUGAAAACAUGCAAUUCCCCUCCUACACUGUCACUGACCAACAUCCUCUGCUUUAUGGACAGGCAGGCGGCCACGCUGAAGUGGUUAAACUUCAGCCGCACCAGUAUCACAAGUGAAGCAAUACAGUCAGUAGUCCAGGUGCCCGGGCUUCAGCUGGAAGGCCUGGUGCUUCAACACUGCAAGGAUUUGACAGACGACGCCGUCUGUGCCAUCUGCUCCUGCCAGCCAAGCCUCACCAGCCUGGACCUCACCGGUUGCGCUGAGCUGACUGACAAGUCCGUCUUGGCGGUGGCCAACCUGCAGUUCCUGGAACGUCUCUCCCUGGGUAAGAUCCGGCUCAUGACAGACCAUGGGCUGAAGAACCUGUCCUCCAUCCCCACCCUGCGAGCCCUCGACUUGUCUGAGUGUUACCAGGUCAGUGGCCUUGAGCUGGUCAACAGACUGGCCUUGCCAUACGCCACACCGACUUUAUUCAGUCUCAACUUCAGCUGCUGCACCAUGGUGAAAGACAGCUGCGUUUUCUCAAUGGGGGUGAUCCUGUGUGACAGCCUGCGGGAAUUGGACCUCACCUCCUGUGUAUACAUCACUGAUUUCAGCAUCUCCAUUAUCGUCAACUACCUGACGGGCCUGACAGUACUACGGCUUGGCUGGUGUAAAGAGAUCACGGACAGGGGACUGCUUGGAAUGAGCAUAGCCAAUGACAACUGUCAACUCGACGAGAAGGACAAAAAGGCCCAGAUUAUUACUGAGUCUGAACUGAAGAUUUCCAAAGAGAAAGACGGAGCUACGCUGAGAUCACUGAUGUGUCUUAAGGAGCUCUGUUUGACUGCAUGUACGAAACUAACAGACACCAGCAUAACCAAGGAAAUCCGCUUUCAGGAGCUGAAGACCUUGUCACUGAACAUGGUCCAUGAGAUAACAGACGAGAGUGUGGUCUCAAUUGCAGAGCAUUGCCGUAGCUUAGAAGGGCUUUCCCUCAACCACUGUGGCCAACUGACUGACCAAGGCUUGAUAGCUGCUGCAAACCACAUGAAGAGGCUUACAAACCUUGAAAUCUCCUGCUGCGAUAAGAUCACCAGCCAGGCACUGGAAGUCCUCGUGCAGGAGUGUAAGUGGCUGAGGAGUCUGGAUGUUUCCAUGUGUGGUGGGCUGACGAUCAGAGACAUCGAGCGACUUCAGCUAGCUCACCCCAGGCUCACCAGCAUUAAGGCCAAAUAUCUGGAGGAGCAGACCAUUUCCUCACUCUUGGAGUGAGACUGGAUAGCCGAGUUGGAGCUGGACCUGGAGAACACAGCUUAGUCCCUGUGCAGCUGAAACCAGGCGUAACGCAACAUUCAGCAAUCAGCUUCCAGCACAGCUAAUUUUUUUGAAUGUGUGUUGCUUGGGUUUGAUGAAGUUAAGAUGCAGAAAGGUGAGUGUGGAGCAUGCUGUGUGAAAAUCAGUGUGUUUUGUUUUACUUUAGUCCUGGAGUUGUAUACUGCAGUCAGGGACUGGACAUUUGUCAUUUUGUUUUCUAACUUAUUCUCAAUCGUUUCCUACCUCAUCAGAAAUUCUUUAUGUUCUAAAUUGAAAGCACCCAAUUUCAGCUAUUGUUUCAUUCUUAUUGGAAGAUUGGCGAGUUGACUAGCAGGCUGCACCUCCUGCUGGACUUUAAGCCUGGCACCCAUCGCUGUUUCCAGCAGAGGUAGCUACUGUUCCCUGACCCCAGUAGAGCUGCUACACCCUGCCACCCACCUCCAUCUCUAGAAGACGUGCUGCUGCAUCCCAUUACCCUUCGCUGUUUCCAGCAGAGCGAGGUUCUGUAUCCCUGCCACCCAUCCUCGGCUUUAGCACAGCAGGAGAAUGGGGCAGAAAGUGCAAAGAGAAAGCCCAGUGAAGGUGUUUCUUUGAGCAAGUUCAGUAAUAGCUUUUUUUUUGUAAAACAGAUCUAUGUCCUGUUAAACAUCAUUGAGCCUCCAAAGAGGAACUGAACAGAUCUUGAAUUCCCAUGUGAUGAAACUGAACUUUUACCCACACUUCUUUCCACCUUGAUUUUUUGACUCCAAUUUGCUAUGUACAUAUUCACCCUGUCCUUUAUCCAGAGUCAGGUUAGACUUGACAGACUGUACCGCAGAGGUACUCAGGCAGUUCUUCUUACUAAAAGGUAUCUCUGAGAUUGAAGCAAAUGUCAUGGCCUCACUUUCGGCCGUGGCUCAAUUGAUAAAGGAAAUAAUGCCCAAGAUUAAAUUAGUAUCUUCGGUGGUGUUUGAUCUUUGUGGGUUUUGGAUGGUACUUCUGACCCCAGUACAGUUUAAAACUCACAUCCUACUGAGUUGUCGGAGUGCAAGUUCCUUUGACUGCUUGAUAUUUGCCUCAUUACUGUGCAUGUUGCACUACAAAUCUGCCAGCAGCUAUGUUGACAGGAUUCAGUACUAAAGUUGUACCCUUAUGUGUUAUUUAAGGUUGAAUUUUUUUAAAAUGUUCAAAUCUUGCUAAACGUUUGCUUCCGUUGUGUUCUUGAUGGGAAACUGAAUUUAAUUUUUAAGCAGCUCGACUGUGUCGUUGCAGUGAGCUCAAAGUUGGGGCUG